AUGAGCGGCGGCUGGAAUACCAUCGAAUCUGACGCGGGCGUCUUCACCUCGCUCGUGGAAAAUCUAGGCGCGUCCAACGUGCAGUUCGAGGAGCUCUUGACUCUCGAGCCGUCCGAGCUCUCCUCCCUGCAGCCUCUGUACGGUGUCAUCUUUCUCUUCAAAUACCCCACCGACACCCCGUACACGUGUAGCGAGACCCCCCUCGACGGAACGUUUGAUCACGAUGCGGCCAGCCGCAUUUUCUUCGCGGCGCAGACCAUCCAGAACGCCUGCGCGACGCAGGCCCUCCUGAGCGUGGUGCUGAACAAGACAGACGAGGUUGAUAUUGGCGAGAAGCUGGGAGAGUUUCGGGAGUUUACCAUCGAAUUGCCCGCCGAGUUUCGCGGCGAGGCGCUGAGCAACUCGGAUCUCAUCCGCGAGACGCACAAUUCGUUUGCGCGCAGCUCCCCCUUUGCGGACGAGACGGCACCCAAGGGCGGUGAGAGUGAGGAUGUCUUCCACUUUAUCGCCUAUUCGGCCAUCAACGGCAAACUCUACGAGCUGGACGGUCUGCAACCGGCGCCAAUCUCACACGGCGAGUGUACAAUGGAGAGUUUCCCCGAGAAAGUAGUGGAUGUUCUGCAGAGGAGGAUCGCACGCUAUGAGGCUACAGAGAUUCGCUUCAACCUGUUGGCCAUGUGUCGUGAUCUGCGGGUUCGGGCGCGCGAGUUUGGGGACAUGGAACUUUUGGAGAGGGAGGAGCGCAAGAGGAAAGACUGGCUGUUCGAGAACGCGCUGCGCAGACACAACUUUGUGGGGUUCGCGGGCGAGGUCCUCAAGGGCGUGGUGGAGACCAAGAUGAAGGACGGCAAAGUGGAUGAGUGGGUGGUCGAGAGCCUGGAAAGGCGGAAAAAGGCAGAGCAAGCGAGGCGAGCAGGGCAGGAUGUCGAGAUGGGUGGCUGA
This is a messenger RNA of Emericellopsis cladophorae, 942 nucleotides long. Its product is annotated as ubiquitin carboxyl-terminal hydrolase 2. The transcript is spliced from 2 exons. Lineage: Eukaryota; Fungi; Ascomycota; Sordariomycetes; Hypocreales; Bionectriaceae. Gene Ontology annotation, biological process: protein deubiquitination; ubiquitin-dependent protein catabolic process. The record is from RefSeq and is a predicted model, not a curated record. Bases 1 to 942 code for a protein of 313 amino acids. Gene Ontology annotation, molecular function: cysteine-type deubiquitinase activity. Gene Ontology annotation, cellular component: cytoplasm.